Molecule: messenger RNA, 3686 nt
Organism: Mercenaria mercenaria
Lineage: Eukaryota; Metazoa; Mollusca; Bivalvia; Venerida; Veneridae
Product: transmembrane protein 26-like
Exons: 5
Coding region: 773-2023 (416 amino acids)
Source: RefSeq, a predicted model, not a curated record
ACCAUUCAUCACCUGUGCGCCGCUCUUUCCUCUGGAAAUUUGUUUUAUUCAUUAUCUUUAAUAACCUGUACAUAAAACCAAAAAAUGAAAUAAUUAAUUACUCAAUACAGGGAGAGUUAGGGAUAAGCUAGAUAAAUUGGUAUAGCACGAUGCUUUGAGAACAGAAUGCUGCUCUUGCUGGUAGAGUCAGAGUGCAGGCAGGAAGUAUAGUUAUUGGGCAGAUGAAUCCAUUGAAUAUAUCUUCUUUGCUUUGAUGUAAGGAUAUUUCUAAAACAUCAAAGCAUAGCAGAACCCAGUCAAUAAUGCAGUAAAACUUUGAUGAAAUUUUGCAACUUAACAUUGGAAAAUAUUUUCAUGGAAUGAUCUUGUAUAUAAUAUUAUAGAAAUAUAGUUUUGGAUUACCUUAUAUUUUCUGAAUUGUAUUUAGAAUUAUGAAAUGGAUAAAGGAAAGAAAGUUACAAAAUGAGAUGUAAUCAAACGUGAUGUUUAAGAUAGUGCAAAAUAAAUUGAAUAGCAUUUGUUUACAAUUUGAAGUUGAUUUGAAAAUGUCGAUCUUACUUAAUGACAUUUCACAAAAAAAUAUUGGAAUAUUACUCAAUUCUAACUCUCACUCACAAGGGUUUAUGUAUAUUAAAGCAAUAUAUUAUUAAUUAAAAGUAAGGACGCAUGUUAUUGUUACGGACAAUUUGCUUGAUACUUUUCUGAACGCUGUAAAGAUACAGCCUUUUGAAGUAACGUUGUAAAUAGCAAUUCAAAUAAACAAUUUUACAAAAUGGGACUGGUCACUUAUAUUCGCGCGUUACUCGUGCGGAUUAUGUUCGCCUGUCAUGGCAUUAUGGCAAUAUGGCGACUCUAUAUGGUGACCGGAAGUGUGUGGUGUUGGUAUCUGGGCGGAGCCCUGUUUGGACUAUUUCUCGAGACACUGAUAACCAUUGCAAAGAAGCGUGGAAAUGAAUGGAAGUGGUUUUGUCCCAGUGUGUUUUUCUACUUAGGCAGUGUGGUGCCGGCUAUAUGGUUCCUAGAGUUGCAUGAAAUGGAACAAAGAAUUGAGCUUAGACUUCAACAAACGAAUGCAAAUGCCACGAAUGUUACUAUAGAGAGAACACAAGGCAACGUAACAAAGGAAUCACUAAAUCUUAACCUUGACGAUUUUGGGCUCAGUAUUUCCAUUCCCAUAGCAUUCAGUGCUGAUUUAUGGUUGCGAGUUUUGGAACAAUUUCUCUUGUUGAUGCUAAUAGUUGGUCGGUGGAUCCUGCCCAAAGGUUCUAUAUCACACGAUCAGUUGUCUCAGCUACUGCUUGUGUAUGUAGGCACUGCAGCAGAUAUUGUAGAAUUUUACGAGGCUUUCAGCGAGGAUGAGGUAAAGUAUAACAGGCUAUUGUGCUACAUAAUAUUGGGAAUAUGGUCCUUGAGUUUACUACAGUUUACAAUGGUGUUAACUGCUUCUAAAGCGAGACGAGACCAAGUUGGCCUACCAAUGCAAAGAAAUGAAUUUGAGGAAGAUGUCGGAUGCUGUAAUCCGGAGUUGUACGGCAUCCUGACGUCAAUUUUGUUACAAGACCUUCCAUUUUUAUGUGUACGUUUGAUGUUGAUCUUUUGGUACCAUGUUGUUUCCUACACAAACAUGUUCUUCACCUCUAAGAACUCACUUGUUAUUAUACUACUUAUUUAUCGCCUUAUAGUGGUUCAUACAGAGGCAAGGAAAAAGCGGCGUAAGCAAAGGGAGUCAGUUAUCUCCCUACCUUUAUAUGAACUACAUGCAAACGGACACAAGCACAACGGUAAGCACUUGGGUAAACAGCUUCGUAAUAAAGAUAGGUCUAGAAGCACACCGAGUGUGUACCAAGGCUCAGACUCUUCUCUUCCAAGACAUAUUAAGAAAAGGGGACUUCAACAGGCUAAACACUGUCAUAGCGUCUCUAGCUUGGCGGCUAUUCCGACAAUUUCUUCAGAAACCAGCAUGAAAACAAUGACCAAAGACCGGAGAAAAAGCUUAACACCGACAGAAAGAAACAAACUUUAACACCGUUUAGUGUAAUUAGCAAUAUGAAGCCAGCAUCAAAAUUCAUUGAAUAUAAGACUUUUGAACUGUAAUGUUGUUUUAUAUAGAGAUAACUUUGUUUGACUUGAACUGGAUAGUUUAAAACGAAAACGUUUGAUAGGCAAACCGUUUUCACUUAAACCAUAUCGAAUCUUCACGCCGAUGGACCCAGUGCAUAAUUAGAGCUUUUUAUUUCAUAUCAUCUUGCAAUAUUCCAAAAGCUUUUACAAAAGGUAUGUUAGGAACUACAACAUUUAUUUAGCCUCGAACAAACAUUUUCAUAUACAUUACGUAUUCGUUUCCUUUGUGUACAGUGCACACACUUAACCAAUUGUGCACAAUUCACAUGUUUAAAUUCAAUAGACAUUCACUUUAAUUAUUGACAUAUGUUUGCUUCGGCUUUUCUUGUCCUUCCUAGAGGACAUUUGAUUAUACAUUUCUUUUUUAUUAAUUAGUUAUACUUUCCACAAAUUAUUUGACGUCAGAUUUUACGUAGAAAAUCACGUUAUAAUCCCUUCUCCUUACGUGUGAUACAUGAUAGUCGGAUUUAUAUGGGGUUUUUAUUUGUCAUUGUGAAAGUAUGUGUUUAGACCAAAAUGACACUGUGAACAUAGCAUAUACCAAGUAUUGACAAAAUCGUGUCAUUCAUGGGCAAAUUAAAUUUAACAUUAAAAUCAACAUGAUCAUAUAUGUAUUCAUGUCAUAGUUUAUCUAAAUAUAUUUAAAGGGAUACAUAUGUAAAAGUGUGGACAGACAAUAAGAACCUUUAAAUAAUUGUUGUAAACAUAUUUCUCACAUUUUACUGAUAUGCUUACUAAAAUAAUUUUUUAAUCUGACCUACGUAUGAUAAGUUUGGAUCAACAAAGUUUGAUUAUAAGAUGUUUGACUGGACAAUUUAUCAUGUUUUAUUUUGCAACUUCACACUUGGUCAUGUAGCGAUUACCAGAGCAAGAUUUAAUGAGAUUAAACAACCUUCUUUUGUUUUCUUUAAUUUAUUGAGUAAAAUAGAACAAAUUUGUCCUGGAUCUAUUUCCUGGCAAAGAAACCCAGUUAUCCCUUUAAACAUAUUUAUACAAUAUGAAUUUCCGAGAACGUCAUAUUAUUGAUACAUUGACCACCAUGUACGAGCAUUAUAAUUUUUCGUAGUUAACUUUGUAGGGAGGACACCAUUUGAUUGUGCUAAAUUUCCAUAUUUAGAGUUUGUAAUUUCAUUUACGCGCACCUAUGUGAAUUGUUGCUGAUAGUAAUGCCUUUUUAUUAGAUUGUUUUGUUGUUUCUGUUUCAAUAACUAUGACAGAAUUUAGGACAUAAAGAUAGUUUUUCAGCUUUUUAUGAUAGAGGAAGGCUCAUUUACGUCUCCAAGCAUUAUUUCAGUAGAUACUUUGGUUUGAUCUCAUGGAGAUGAGGGGCACGUGAGCGUUACCUCUAUGACAAGGAGGCCCGGGAAUUGUUGUUUUUAAAAAAUACAAAACUGUUUUCGUAUGUGAAUCUUGGUCUUAAGAUGCAUUUAUUUUCAUACUUCAUUCAUUACAUUGUGUGGAAAUCAUUACCUGGUCCGUCAAAAUCGUGUUUUCAAAAUCUCAUUCCUGUUUUUUAUGUUUGUUUUCUCGUGUGAAAAUAAAAUCAUUACUUUUUGACCAAAGUU